Loxodonta africana (African savanna elephant) is the source of this 1790-nucleotide messenger RNA. RefSeq names its product leucine zipper and EF-hand containing transmembrane protein 2 (gene LETM2). Gene Ontology annotation, molecular function: ribosome binding. Gene Ontology annotation, cellular component: mitochondrial inner membrane. The transcript is spliced from 9 exons. The record is from RefSeq and is a predicted model, not a curated record. NCBI's taxonomy places the organism in Eukaryota, Metazoa, Chordata, Mammalia, Proboscidea, Elephantidae. Gene Ontology annotation, biological process: intracellular monoatomic cation homeostasis. Bases 116 to 1453 code for a protein of 445 amino acids.
GGAUGUUGCUCUUUAUUCCAGAUUCCCUAGCCUUUUUGUCCAUCCUACCUGUUCAUCUUAUUCCCCAUCUCUUGCAUAUCUUCAAUUGCCAGAUUCCCAUUUAAAUAAAAGAUUUAUGAAGAACUGUGGAAGCAAGAAGUACUCCCAUUCUAGCCAGUCAGGCAAUAGAGUACUUGACUUACAAACUAGAAUAAUACAAAAGCUACACACAUCAACAUGCUGGCUUCAGGAGGUCCCUGGUAAACCUCAGCCAGAGCAAACCACAGAACAGCCACAGGUGACAAGCCCUCAGCCCACAAAAGAAACUGGCAUGAAGAUUAAGGAAGUAAAGCGAUCUUAUAGACAGAUAAUCCUGGAUGAACUUAAAUAUUAUUACAAUGGAUUCCACUUGCUUUGGAUUGACACCAAAGUUGCUGCCAGAAUGGUUUGGAGGCUGUUGCAUGGACAGGUGCUGACCAGACGAGAGAGACGAAGGCUGCUGAGAACUUGCGCUGAUCUCUUCCGGCUGCUUCCAUUUCUGGUGUUCAUAAUUGUACCCUUUAUGGAAUUCUUAUUACCACUGUUUCUGAAACUCUUCCCAGAAAUGUUGCCAUCAACUUUUGAAAGUGAAUCCAAGAAGGAAGAAAAACAGAAAAAGAAAAUGGCUGCAAAAUUGGAACUAGCAAAAUUUCUUCAAGAAACAGUUACAGAAAUGGCAAGGAGGAACAGAGCCAAGUUGGGAGAUGCCUCUACACGGUUCUCAUCCUACGUAAAACAGGUCCAGACAGGCCACAAGCCCAGCACAAAGGAGAUCGUUGGCUUUUCCAAGCUGUUUGAGGAUGAGCUGACCCUGGAGCACUUAGAUCGACCUCAGCUGGUCGCCCUUUGCAAACUGCUAGAAUUGCAGGCCUUUGGAACCAACAAUUUGCUCCGCUUUCAGCUCCUGAUGAAACUGAAGUCUAUAAAAGAAGAUGAUGAAGUGAUUGCCAAAGAAGGGGUGAGUGCCCUGAGUGUGUCAGAACUCCAGGCUGCCUGCAGGGCCCGAGGAAUGAGGUCACUGGGUCUCACUGAGGAACAGCUGAGACAACAGCUCACAGAGUGGCAGGACCUCCACCUGAAGGAGAAUGUCCCUCCUUCUCUUUUGCUCCUAUCACGUACUUUCUACCUCAUAGACGUGAAGCCAAAGCCAAUUGAGAUACCCUCAAGUGUGGAGGUUCCAAAGUCUGAUAUUCCUGUAGGAUCAUCUGCUUCCCCUGAAUCUAAAGAGAACACGAUGGAUUUUGUGCCUCAACUGAAGGAAACUAAGGAUGAAGAAUUUGUACAACUGCCUCCAGUUACCGCAUCAUCACCGGUAACACCACUGACACCCAUCUCAUUACCUAAAGAGUCCAUCUCUUCUUCAAAAGAAACUACACUCCAGGCCAACUCACAAAAUACAUCCCAGAACAGCAAGGCUAAUUCAAAAGGAGCCUAAAGACCACUUGAGGAUGAAGCUUACUCCAGCUUCCUGCCUACAGCAGUGGCGCCUUCAUGAAGGACAUCCCAGCUAAGACUGUGUCUGGUUUGAGAUAUGUGCUCAGCCAUUUAGUCCUUGGAGCAAUCCUUUGAGGCCUUGUCACCAUGUAGCAGUGAGACCAAGUUCAGACCAUUUAGAGAAACAUAGUUGCAAAGUUCAUUCCCUCUGUAACACUGUCACCUACUAAGCUUUACCUACUAUACAUGUAUAAAGCCAGCCCUCCCCGCAAUUGUUUUUGAACAGCUUCGUAUUUGUGCACGUGUCCUUUAAGGGAGGAACGUUUUUACAUAAUGGA